Molecule: messenger RNA, 1839 nt
Organism: Copidosoma floridanum
Lineage: Eukaryota; Metazoa; Arthropoda; Insecta; Hymenoptera; Encyrtidae
Molecular function (GO): protein binding
Source: RefSeq, a predicted model, not a curated record
AUGGCGGACAAUCAAAACAAAAUGGAUCUCCACAAAGCAGUUCAUGCAGGCAAUGUCGAAGUGGCUCAAAAAAUUCUUCAAAGUUGUCCCUCUUUAGUCGAAGAAUGGAAUUUCGAGUUGAGGACGCCUCUGCACGUUGUCUAUGACAACGUCUACUAUUACAAUCUCGCCCAAGCUGACAACAGACUGCCCAUGAUAAAACUGUUCAUCGACCAUGGGGCGGAUUUGAACGCACAAGGGCCCUUCUAUGAAACGAUACUGCACAUUGCGGUCGCAAAACAGCAGACAAACGGAGUCAAGCUUCUCCUGGAGAGUGGGGCCGAUCCCAACAUCAUGGAUCGGCGUAACAGAACCGCACUGCAUCACGCGGCGCGGACAAACCUUGUUGGGAUCGCAGAACUGCUGUUGGGCCACAAAGCCGACCCCACCUUGGCUGAUCAGUACGAUGAGACGCCGUUAGAUGUUGCCGUUGCAAAAGUACAUUUUGAUUGUACGAAGAGGCUCAUUGAAUCUGGCGGAAAGUGUAAAAACAUCUACAAUAGCCUACUGAAAGCAUGUUUCACCUCUUUGGCGUCGAGGAGCCCGCAGAAUAAGCAAUUCAUUGAGUACGUGCUGAGUGUUUUUUUUAAUGAUGGAAUGGCUGACACGAAUCUCCAUCAAGUCGUUAGUAGCGGGAAUAACACGCAAAUCGAAGCUUUACUGAAAAAAGGAGAAAACAUUGACGUCAGGAAUAGAUACGGUGAGACGCCAUUACACUCGGUUUUAAGGUUACGAAGAUUGGAUGAAAAGUUCGACGAGAUUUCUGGGCUACUAGCCAAGUAUGGAUCGAAUCAUCGUGCACAGAACGAUUUUAACGAAACAUCGUUUUUUAUGGCUGCAAAAAUUUACGAUUUGAACACAGUGAAUCUGAUGUUGGCCAAAGCGACAGGAUUCAAAGCGACAACGUUAGACUACACGGUCGCAGGAGCGAUGCCUUGGAUACACAUGCCCUGCAAUGGUAACGAAAGUAAGCUGCAUGAUUUAAUCGUAUCUAUAGCUUUGGGUUACGAGCACGUGGUUGAUCGUUUACUCGACAUGGAUUACAUGGAUGAUGUGAGAAAAAACUAUCCCCAAGACGUCAACAAAGCGCUUUUGACAGCCAUCGAGUCCAGCAAGUACAAAAUCGUCAAAAUGCUCCUCGAGGCUGGGUUUCGAGCUGACAGUCGGUUCAGCGCAAGCAUAUCUCGUUUUUCCAUCGACGAAUGUACUAGUAGUGACAUCAAAGUGGCGUGCUUGUUGUGGGAGUUUAACGACAGCGCAACUGUAGUUCGAGCAAUGAUGGACGCGUUUAAUGACUUGAUCCAAAGGAAUUUACACAUAAGCGACUUUACACGCCUGUUGAUUUUUUACUAUACAAUUGACUUGCGUAUGAACAAAUCACACACGGUCUUACUUCCGGUGAAGACACUCUCUGUGAACGAUAGAAAAAUAUCGCUGGUUCUCAACGAUUGUAACAGGACGCUCGAUAGAUUGAAGCAAGUCAAAGUUGGCAACAUGUCCAUCUUCGACGUGAUGACUACACCGUUGGAAUUGCUUGUGCAAUCGGUGAAUAAUAAUGACAAUAAAUUCCAUUUUCUCUCAAGGUUUUAUUCGUCGCUUGAGAAGGGAAACAAACUCAGGUAUUUUGAUUAUGCCAUAAAAACACGGAUCGAGCUCGUGAUAGAGCAGAGAAAGUUGUUUCAUCCCGUAAAAAAUUGUCUGGAGGAAGCUCUUGGUGGUAUCCUUGCACAAAUUAAUUACAAAAAUCUACCAGAUCAUAUUGUUAAGUCUAGUGGUAAGAGUACAUUUCCACUUGACUAG